Messenger RNA from Vicia villosa (hairy vetch), 492 nucleotides. RefSeq lists its product as uncharacterized. The record is from RefSeq and is a predicted model, not a curated record. The transcript has a single exon. NCBI's taxonomy places the organism in Eukaryota, Viridiplantae, Streptophyta, Magnoliopsida, Fabales, Fabaceae. The coding region runs from base 1 to 492 and encodes 163 amino acids.
AUGUGCAAUGGAAGAGUAUCUUUUUCAAAAAUACAGCUAGGCCUAGAGCAAAAUUCAUUUUGUGGGCAGCCUGCCACAACCGCCUUGCCACAAAAGAAAGACUGCACAGAUUUUGGCUUACUGAACUCCAUGACCUGCUGUUUCUGCGAUGCAAUUGAGACUUUGAAUCACCUGCUGUUUGAAUGCACGGGAACAAAGGCUAUUUGGCAAUAUGUGUUAGAUUGGCUGCAAAUUCACCAUGUGCCUCUUCGAUGGAAUGAGGAAAUGAGGUGGAUGAUGGCUAGAAGCAAGGGAAAGGGAUCCAAUUUGGCCAUUCUUAAAUGUGCUUUUACUGAAACUGUUUAUGAAACUUGGAUGUAUAGGAACAAGUAUAGCUUUGGAAACCAUAUUGUGAGUAGCACCAUUGGUCCUAAGAUAGUGGAUAUAGUGAUAUAUAGAUGUUGGAUGAACCAUAAACUUAGGCAACAUAUCGCUAAGUUGAUGAUGCCCUAG